Messenger RNA from Nanorana parkeri, 1261 nucleotides. RefSeq names its product tropomodulin 4 (gene TMOD4). Gene Ontology annotation, cellular component: myofibril; striated muscle thin filament. The record is from RefSeq and is a predicted model, not a curated record. Gene Ontology annotation, biological process: muscle contraction; pointed-end actin filament capping; myofibril assembly. Lineage: Eukaryota; Metazoa; Chordata; Amphibia; Anura; Dicroglossidae. The transcript is spliced from 12 exons. Gene Ontology annotation, molecular function: tropomyosin binding. The coding region runs from base 46 to 1173 and encodes 375 amino acids.
CUCCCUCAUUGUGGACUCCUCGCUUAGAGUAGGGCAUUGUGGGUAAUGAGGAGAUCGGAGGGGCCCCGCAGGGCCCUCAGGAUUGGCCCGGUUCAGAAGGGGCUGCGCCGUGCUUCUACCUCCUCCAUCAUCACCAUGUCUUACCAGAAGGAGUUGGAGAAGUACCGGGACAUAGACGAGGAUGAGAUCCUCGGAGGGAUGUCCGCGGAAGAACUGGCUCAGCUGGACCUCGAGCUGCAGGAGAUGGACCCCGAGAACAUCCUGCUCCCGGCGGGAAUGCGCCAGAGAGACCAAACGAAGAAGACGCCCACCGGGCCGCUGGAUCGGGAUGCGCUCAUGCAGCACCUGGAGCAGGAGGCCAUCAGCGCCAAGGAGAGGGAGNUCAUUUUCCCCUCCCCCGCAGGGAAGCCGUUCAUCUCCAAAAACCCCAAACGUGAGAUCCCCAAGGAGGAGCAGAUCACGCUGGAGCCGGAGAUGGAGGAGGCCCUGGCCAACGCGACGGACGCCGAGAUGUGCGAUAUCGCAGCCAUCUUGGGGAUGUACACGUUGAUGAGUAACAAGCAAUACUACGACGCCAUCACCUCCGGAAUCAUCAUGAACAAGGAAGGCAUCAACAGUGUGGUAAAGCCGGACGAAUACAAACCCGUCCCCGACGAGCCGCCCAACCCAACCAACGUGGAGGAGACCCUGCAGAAGAUCAAGAGCAACGCCUCGGACUUGGAGGAGGUCAAUCUGAAUAACAUCAAGGACAUUCCCAUCCCGAGGCUGAAGGAGAUCUGUGAGGCCAUGAAAGGCAACACUCAUGUGAAGAAGCUGAGCUUGGUGGCCACCCGCAGCAAUGACCCCGUGGCCUUUGCUGUGGCCGAAAUGUUGAAGGAAAACAAGACUUUGGAGACUCUGAAUAUCGAGUCAAAUUUUAUCUCCGGCGCGGGGAUGAUGGCCGUCAUUCGGGCCAUGAAACACAACUCUACAUUGACUGAGCUCAAGGUGGAUAAUCAGCACCAGAACCUCGGAGACACAGUAGAGAUGGAGAUGGCCUCCAUGAUUGAAAACUGUCCUUCUAUCGUACGAUUCGGGUACCAUUUUUUGCGGCAGGGACCACGGGCACGGGUAUCAUCGGCAAUCACCAGAAACCUGGAACUCCGUCGCCAGAACAAAAAGAAGAACCCCUAAUGUGUCCUGAUACUUGCCAGAUACCCAGCCUCAUUCAUCUCCUCAGUGUUGUCCCUGAAUUGCCACCAUUUUGUGAUAGAUGAAACAC